AGACAGAAAAACUUGAACGAAUACGAUGACGGAACGAUAGAUGUUGAUUUAACGAAGAGCGGGAUGUUUACUGCACUCAUCAAUCACCCUUCUGUUUCCAAUUUUCAACGUAAAUUCUCAAGAAUGAAGAGAAAGGGGUUGAAAAUGCAAAACUUUCUGACUGCAGAUUGCAAUCGCUAAGUGGAGGGUAAUUGAGAAUGAAACUGCUGUCAAGAUUUACAUCGCGAGACGCCAAGCGUCGAGACGCUUUGACGAUAUAACGAUCACUGGAGCAAAAUAUGUGAGUCGCGCGUGCCGUCCCGCAUAUUGGUUUACACACCUCUCUAACUCGAAAACUCCAAAGCUAAACUGAAAAGCAGAAGUAAACUAUAAAGUGUGAGAUCUGACAGAGGCACGAUCGUGGUCUAUCGAUCAAAUGUACCGGUAGUUUAGACUACAGUAAGGGACACCCUUCGAAGAGCAUGUGUUCGCAGGGUUCAAAAAAAAGAGAACCGUGGGGAGCAAAUAAGGGAGAGAAGGGAGGAGCCACCACCGAUCUAGUGGGGAAGCUGCUGGAAAAAUAUGAUAUGACAAUGGAUGAGGUGCCUGAGUAUUAUGGUUGUCGCAAUUUGCCCGGAAAUAAGAUUAUCAUUAUGGAAGAUUUAAAUGCCAAGGGAUACGUUAUGAAGGAGUCGAAAUUAUUGGAUUAUUCUCAUGCGGCAAUGGCAGUUCGAUGUCUCGGUAAAUUUCACGCUUGCAGUUUUGCUCUUCGAGACAAGAGACCAGAAGAAUUUGAACUUUUGAAGAACAUUGAAGAGCCACUUUUUCCCGCUCCAGAACAACUUUCGGAUCAUUUUGACGCACUGAUGGAUGUUGCCCUUGAGGCAAUUAAAGAUGAAGAUGAAUAUUACACAGCGAGUGUCAAAGGACUCAAACAAAAUUUAACCCAAUUAAUAACCGAUGCUUGCGAUGGUAAAAAUUCUGAACCGUAUGCCACUCUUAAUCACGGCGAUAUGUGGACAAACAAUAUGCUCUUUAAAUACAACGAGAAUCGAGAACCGGUGGAUUUUCGUCUACUGGACUACCAACUCUGUCGCUAUGGUUCACCAUCAUUGGAUUUAAUGUACAUGAUAAUGACGUGUUGCACUCCGGAAAUGAGGAGAAAAUAUUGUAAUCAAUUGUUACACGACUAUUACGACUCGUUGUCGAAUUGUCUAAAAAAUAUGGAUUGUGAUGUUAAAAAAUUGCUGCCAUUCAAAGUUCUCAUUGGUCAUUUUCAAAAGUUUGGAGUUUUCAGUACGAUUAUUUCUCUUGUGGAUAUUCAUCUUAUUGCACAGCAAGAUGGAGAGGAUAUUCAACCACUCACUGAUAUUGAAUAUAUCAAAAGCUUGCGAAAUCGUUUAAAAACCAACAAGUUGUAUUACAAUAUGAUGAAAUCUGCCGUGAAAGACAUGGUAGACAAGACUUUUAUAUGUGUACCGUACUAAUUCUUAAUUAAUCGGAUUGUAUAUCUAUACAUAUUAAAUUCAUUUAUAUUUAUUCAAUCUUU
Molecule: messenger RNA, 1528 nt
Organism: Leptopilina heterotoma
Lineage: Eukaryota; Metazoa; Arthropoda; Insecta; Hymenoptera; Figitidae
Exons: 6
Coding region: 462-1466 (334 amino acids)
Source: RefSeq, a predicted model, not a curated record